AUGCCUCUAACUCAAACAUAUCCUCAUCUUGCUUUUGUUUACUUCAAUGGUGCAAAACCGCCACUUCAAUUUAGGUUCUCCGAGGACACGCAUUUCACCGAGCUGAUUACAAUACUCAAUUCUCUCCUACAAUAUCCAAAAAUUCGGAAGUUAGUCAAGCUCGAGUAUCGUUCACCAUCACUCGAAACUGAAGGAAAUGUGCAGUUCACCCAAUUUGCAUUGAAGAAAGAUGACGAUUUAAAGGUUAUGUUUAGUACUUUUUGUCAAUACUCCACUAAGGGUCCGAUUAAAGUUGAUGCGAAGAUUCAGAGAUUUGGAGAAGAUUUCGUUAAAAUGUUGCUACGUCCUUAA
Vicia villosa (hairy vetch) is the source of this 351-nucleotide messenger RNA. RefSeq lists its product as uncharacterized. Lineage: Eukaryota; Viridiplantae; Streptophyta; Magnoliopsida; Fabales; Fabaceae. The transcript has a single exon. Bases 1 to 351 code for a protein of 116 amino acids. The record is from RefSeq and is a predicted model, not a curated record.